AUGAAGAAACCGGACGACGCAGAAUAUGAGGACGCCUACAUGAAAGACUCAAUAAAUGAUAUUGGCGUCUUUCACUCCAUGUAUAUUGUGAAUAAAGGAGUGGGUACGAUAUUCAAGCAGAUCCGAAUCGACUUCAUAUCCAUUGACUUUUCUGAAAACAGUUUCUCUGGAAACAUCCCUGAGUCGUCUAUCGGAUUGUUGAAGGGGCUACGCCUUCUAUUAAGUAUGAUGAAGUGGUUUACACAGUUAGAUAGUGGUUUAGUUAGAACCGGCUUGUACCGGAUAGUUUAUGGUAACGCAUUCGCAAGCAACGUACCCUCGUCAUUGGCGAAUUUGAAAAAUCUCGAAGCAUUGGACCUAUCACGCAAUCAGCUGUCCGGACAGAUUCCUAGAGAACUUGGCAGACUAUCUUUUUUGUCAGCCAUCAACUUCUCCCACAACCAUCUCGAAGGUCCGGUACCACGAAGCACGCAGUUUCAAAGUCAGCCUUGUUCUUCGUUCGUGGACAACCCCAAACUAACUGGUCUUGAGGAAAUCUGUGGAGAAAAUCGUGUCCCGGUUCCUAUAUCACAAGAAUCAAAAGAGUUGUUGAAAGGAGAAGAAAAAGUGGUGAACUGGAUCGCAGCAGCAAUCGCCUUCGGACCUGGUGUCUUCUGUGGAUGGAAUGCCUUUAUAUUUGAAGCCAAACGAUUCACGGCUGUGGAGACCAUGAGCAAAGUUUAUGAAGAAGUGGCUCAAGUGAUCGGUAAGGAUUCAGUGGUGAUGGAAGAGAGGUCAUAUGGAGGGUUUUGUCGGAUAUAUGGUCCCUGGAUGAUGCCAAACUGGUUACUUCGCGCUGGCGGUUAA
Brassica oleracea var. oleracea is the source of this 846-nucleotide messenger RNA. Its product is annotated as receptor-like protein 12. NCBI's taxonomy places the organism in Eukaryota, Viridiplantae, Streptophyta, Magnoliopsida, Brassicales, Brassicaceae. The record is from RefSeq and is a predicted model, not a curated record. The coding region runs from base 1 to 846 and encodes 281 amino acids. Gene Ontology annotation, molecular function: protein binding. The transcript is spliced from 4 exons.